This is a messenger RNA of Phytophthora nicotianae INRA-310, 1734 nucleotides long. RefSeq lists its product as hypothetical. The record is from RefSeq and is a predicted model, not a curated record. Bases 1 to 1734 code for a protein of 577 amino acids. Lineage: Eukaryota; Oomycota; Peronosporomycetes; Peronosporales; Peronosporaceae. The transcript is spliced from 7 exons.
AUGGAGAAUGUCGUGGAUUUCAAAGUCGUGUGGCCGCUACUGCGCAAGGAAGGGUGGACAUGGAAACCAGCAAAAGGGUUACAGAUUCAUGCAAACUAUUUGAAGCCUGGCUGCAAGCUUCGGGGAGGCAAGCACGAGGUGGACUACUUCAACAGCGAAGACGCGUUGCUUGUGCACGUAAAAGCGGAUAAAGACCUCUGCACCCGCCUCCAUCUCACCAACAUCAUGGUGCGCCCCAAUGCAGUCCCACUCGAGCCAUUACCAACUUCGGUCUCGAGUGUCCCAAGUACCUCGGGCAAGAGACAAGAGCCUACAGUCGGGAAACAGCCACCGAAGAAGCUUGCAAAGACGGUAGGGUCUCGCAAGUCUGAAGACAAAAAGAGCGAAAAGAAGCAAACGCCCAACACGAAGAAAACGAAGAAGCAAGAAGCAAAAGAAGCCACAGAGAGACGCCGCCAGUUGUCGUCGUUCGCAAACAUCUGGGGUGCUGCUAAUGCUCAAGACAGGGACGGUCGAGAGGUAGAGGCUCCAGAUCAACCUCCAGUCCAACAAGAACCCCACAUUAAUGCUGACACGGAAGAUAAUGCUGACGAAAACAGUCCGCCGCCUGCUGACAUGGAAGAUUGUGCUGACAUCCACGACGACGUAGAGAGUCGCUCCGGUGAUGGAUCGGAAAGUGAAUACGAAGACGACCCAAACGCUGCUGAAUCUGAAGUGGACGAUGAAGAUGAUGAGAAUUCCGUAGCCGAAUGUGAUGAUCGAGAGGAUGAUCAGGGUGGAGAGGACACGCAAGGCGCUUCGCUUCGGCAUCCAGGUGCUGUGGAGACCCAUUUCGAGCCCCUUGGAUUUGCCGACGCAGAGCCAAGUGAUCCCAAUCUCGUCCUCGGUGAUAUCGAGAAAAGCAUUGAGUCGGAUGAAGAGGGCGAAGACUCUGUCGGCGUUGCAGAUAUGCUGGACACAGAUGAUGAAGUAGAGUCCCUUUGUGAAGAAUCUGUUGUCGUCGAAACUAGCCGGAUCGCCGGUUUGUUGAACGAAGUCGAGUUGGAAAGGCUACACAUGGCAGUGGAAGGAUCAUCCGAAGUCUUUGACGACAACCAACUAGCAGAUAUGGCGGCUCGAGGCUGGACCGUGUACCCUGAAAAUGAGGUUGCGGACAUUGUCGACGAUCCGGAAGUUGACAAAGUGUACGAAGGUUACUGUGGACCGUCGAAAGAUGUCUUAGCAUCGGUCAAAUCACCACUUUCCCUGUUCCUCUACUUCCUGCCGAGGGCAUUCUGGAGGCAUGUUGCGCGCGAGACACACCGCUACUGGGAGCAGACGUUUGACGCUCGCCUGAAAAAGGCUCUGGUGAAAGAGACUGAAGUGACCCAUCAGCCACAGAAGAGUAGAGACAAGUUACGCAGAAAGCUAGAGCGCUUUGAGAGGAUUGCGCCCCAUGAAAUUGUUCAAUGGAUUGGUUUAAUAUUGGCACACACGUUGAACCCUCGUAAGAGUUUUGAGAUGCACUGGUCUACAGCGGAAGACGAUCUUAUUCCCGCUGGAACGUUCGCCAAAGUGAUGUCACGAGAUCGGUUUCGAGACAUUACGAGAUUCCUCCAUUUCUCAGACAAUCAGGAAGCUGCAGCAGCUCGUGAUCGUGCUUGGAAAAUCAGGCCAGUCUUGUCAACGGUGGAGAAGACAUUCAAAGAAGGCUAUGUUCUAGGCUGUUCAUGUCAGCUUAUGAAAAAAGUCUAA